AUGAUAAUGGAGGAAGCUUCUUCCCCAGAGAGAAGUUCUGAUUACGCUUACGCAAAUCAUGUACAAGUAACAGAUUGUUUAAUUUUGAUCUUGUUUGAUUCAUUUAUCUCUUUGCUUAUUUAUUUAUUUUCUCUUUAUACUAUCCACAGUCCUUUUCUGUGGAAACUAACACUGGAUACAUGAUGAUGGAAGGAGCUUCUUGCUCUGAGAGAACUUAUGAUUACGCUUACGCAAAUCGUGUAGGAAUCACACCUCCUUCUUUAAUCUCGCGGACUACAACGGGGUGCGUUCCCGCUGAUGCCUCUCUCGGAAGCCUCGGUGAUGAUGCCUCUGCUAAUCAACAAUCACCACCAUCUGUUGAAGUCAGGUCAUCGGCCAAUUAUAUAGAUAAAAAUUUCGAAGACACGAACAGACGAACAGAUCCUGAGGAGUAUUUUGAAAUGGGAAAGAGACGAGGCGUGGAGUUUGCAGAUAGUGCAGAUAAAUAUGGUCGCAAUGGCUUAUCCAAAGAAGAAGAAGGACCUGGAAAUCUGGUUCUCGUCGAAACUGGGAAAUUCAGGUCAUCUGCAAUUUCCCCUGGUAAACAUUACGAGAACCUAAGUGCAAAGAAUAAGUUAUCUGAUGAAGGUGAAAACGACGAGCAUUUGCGGCUAAAUGAUAGAGCUUGUGGUUUGUCGUAUGAAACCCUAUCGCGUAGCAGCACAAGCCAUUUUUCAGUGGAGAGAACCGAUCCUGAGGAGUAUGUCGAAAUGUGUAAGAGAAGCGCCGUACAGCUUGCGCACAGUCGUCAUCAAUCUGGUCUGCAUGGUUUCCCCGACAUUGAAGAAGAGGGUCCUGAAUAUCUAAUGAUAAUCGGAAGUGGGAAUUGA
Porites lobata is the source of this 869-nucleotide messenger RNA. The record is from the annotation of a GenBank genome assembly. NCBI's taxonomy places the organism in Eukaryota, Metazoa, Cnidaria, Anthozoa, Scleractinia, Poritidae.